CGCCAGCAGGGGCUGAUCAAAUGACCUUGAGAUUUCAAUUCCCACCAGGAAAAUCCAUGGCUGUGAUUGGCUGCUGUGUAUUUUAGUAUGCUAUUUUCUUAACUGUCUCAAGGACGUUGUUAUGUUGUAUAAAUAAACGAGAGUUGUAUGCUUGAUUGUACUGGGAUUGCUGGGUGCUUGUAGAAUAUACUUUCUACGCUUACCAAGACUUCUGUUUUACCGUUUGGAUUCAAGGUAGCCUUCCUGGAAGCUGGUAGAAGUAUCGUUCGCGUUUAUCGACUAAGGUAAACUCGUAAUAGCAUCAAGCAUCCUAAGUGACGAACAUAUCAGUGGCGACGGGGUAAAAACCAUAUCCACAAAACAUAUCAGUGGCGACGGGGCUCACAAUUCACUAUGUCAAUUAACCUUGAACAGUUAGAAUCUUUACUGGAACGUCAAGGUAAACGAUAUGAACAGUUGCAGGAACGUAUGUUGGAGCUGUUAAGGAAACAAAUGAAUUUGAACCCACGAGAUUGUUCGUUUUCUGAGACUGUUCAGACGUUAAGCCAACACUUUGGAGACAACUCGUCACUAUUUAAUACUCGUUAUCGAUGUUUGAAGCUUAUUAUGAACGAAGAUGAUGAUUUUCUUACGCACGUGGGCAUCGUCAACCGUGAAUGCGAACGCUUUCGGUUGAAGUCCUUGUCGGAAGACCAGUUCAAAGCCCUCAUUCUCAUCUGCAGCCUCCAGUCGAGUAAGUUCAGUGACAUUAGAACAAGGCUACUAAGUCGGUUGGAGCAAGAUCCAAAGCUUACGCUUAAUGAUAUGGCUCAUGAGUACCAACGUCUCACUGACCUACAACGAGACUCGACUAUAGUUCAGAGUGGUAGUUCAAGCCGAUCUGAAAUUCAUUUGGUACAGCAGCCACCUAAUCAUUAUAAGUCUGCCCAUGCUACACCCAGUUCACCCCGCUCCAAUUCAGCCCAAAAACCCAAAAUGAAUCCACCUUCUGCUUGCUGGCACUGCGGUUCAUGGCACUAUGUACGGAACUGCCCAUUUAGGCAGCAUAGAUGCAGGAAGUGUAAAGUCAUCGGUCAUAAAGAUGGCUUUUGCCUACAGAAAAAUCCAAAGCGAUCCAGAAGUGCUAAGAAGCCUGUUCCUAGAUCCAGUACCAAUGCAUUGAGCCUAAUAUCUUCCUGCCAAAGCUCAUCACCAGAAUGCAAAUAGAUACUGCAUCUGAUGUCACUAUCCUCUCACGCAAAAAUUGGACCAAGUUGGGCAGCCCAAGCCUGCAGCACACAACACAAAAGCCUCGUACAGCAUGUGGUAAUAAUCUUCGUCUGUUAGGACAAUUGGAAUGUAAAGUUGCUUUCCGAGAUUCGUCGUUUACUGGGGUAUGCUAUAUAACGCCAGCUGAUCUAAAUUUACUUGGUUUAGAUUGGUUCGACCAGCUAAAAUUGGCUGAUGUCCCGCUAAAUACCAUAUGCAACCUGGUAUCACAACGACAUGACCCAGAAGCGUAUACGAAGAACCACGCAGAAUGUUAUCUGACAACCGCAGUUCGCGCAUUACCGGUGUCUGCAACAGA
Messenger RNA from Schistosoma turkestanicum, 1567 nucleotides. The record is from the annotation of a GenBank genome assembly. Lineage: Eukaryota; Metazoa; Platyhelminthes; Trematoda; Strigeidida; Schistosomatidae.